Messenger RNA from Protobothrops mucrosquamatus (brown spotted pit viper), 977 nucleotides. RefSeq lists its product as uncharacterized. The record is from RefSeq and is a predicted model, not a curated record. NCBI's taxonomy places the organism in Eukaryota, Metazoa, Chordata, Lepidosauria, Squamata, Viperidae. Bases 1 to 879 code for a protein of 292 amino acids. The transcript is spliced from 2 exons.
AUGUCCUUCGGUGGAAGCCUUGUCUUCAUCUUGGCCAUGACUUUACUUUUCACAGGUGUGAUAUCCAUGAGCAUUCAAGUGCCUCUCGGGGAAGCUGUUGCUGUAACCCCAACUGUGGCCAAUGGAUCAGGAACAGAGAAAUACAACCUCAAACCCAACGAAUUGGAAGUCGAUUCCAACGAGAUGGACUUGACUGAAGGUGAUGACUCCUGGGAUAAUAUUGGAGCUAUUAUACCCAACCUGGAAGACCUGGACUCCCCACAAGAUAACAGAACAGAGGGAGUCAAUAAGGAGCAAGGAAUUACUGUUUGGGGAUCUCCAAACACCUCAAAACCCAGCAUUGCUGAAGAAGAAAAUCUGAAGAUGAUUGCAGAUGAGGAGGAAGGUUCUCUGGCCCUAUUAAGUCUCCUUGUUAAAAGAGCCGUUGAAGAAGAUUAUGAGGCUGGUGAAUCGGAGACCAUCCUUGAUGAGGAUGACUUUUCCUUUUCUGACUUGCCCAAGAUUUUUGAGCCUUUAAUAAAGGCUUUCUCCGGUUCCCCAACAUCUGAGCCUCCUUCACCAGAGGAUUUUUUCUCUUGGUUUCCUUCUCUAAAGGAGCUACUGGAUCCCCCAAGGGAGGAACCUGCUUCAGUCACCAGUUCACCAAGGAAGAGCAUCACACCGCCAACAAGAAGAUCUGCUGUCCCUACUUUGUUAGAGCCGUCUCUGCAGAUGGCCCCUGCCAUCCCUUCUGCUCAACCAAAUGAAGCAGAGAGCCUUCCCUUCCCCUCUUCACUGGAGGAAUCCAUCACUUCCAUUAUUCCAACUCUCCCUACCCCACCUCAAACGAGUGAGCGUUCUCUCUCGGAUGUCUCAGACUCUGAAGAGAGAUUUGAUUGAUCAGAAAUAUAAUCUUGAUCAGAAAUAUCUAAGCUUACCUUUUCUUGUUUUUCCUGGAGAUUGAAAAAAAAUAAAGACCCCAUUAAGGAAGAUUGUGG